GCGCCGAUUAUUCCAUAUCUAGCACCUUUUCAAUUUAGGCACCCGCGACUUCAAACCCAACCUCAUUGAGCACCCACCUUCUACUUCAACCACGCCUCGGAUAUGGCCACUCACCAACAAACGCCCGCCUCCAAGAGUGAUCUUGACGCAUUGCGGGCCGAUACCAACUGUCGCUUUGAUGGCGUCGACCGCCGCUUCGAUGCGGUCGAGAGCGCCUUGGACGCAUUGCGGACCGAUGCCGACCGUCGCUUCGAAGCGGUCGACCAUCGCUUCGACCUCCUCUCACUGGAGCUUCGCCGCCUCGACGUUCGCUUCAGGAACAGCCGCUUAAAAAACCCCUUCCAGCGAAUCGAACCGGCACCCGGCUUUGACCUCCAAACCGGAAUCGCAUAUCCAGACCCCAAAUUAUUCCCCCGCAACGCACGCGCCUUUUACGCCCUCAGAGACCCGACAACGGACCACCAGCGGCAAGUUUUGGAGCACUUGCAAUCUUUUUACGAGCUCCGGCGCGGCCCAGUGGAUGGUGGUGGUUCCGACGACGACGAUGACGACGACGACAAAGCCUUUGCAUCCGCCGGCACCCCCGAGCACACCGUGGACGAGCUGCAAGCGAUUCUAGGGCUAGAAGAGGACAAAUUCAUCAAGUUCAAAGAGCGGGCAGAGAAAUUCGGCGCCAACGCGCCAGCCACCACGGGCAAGCAUCCACAUGUCGCGCCCGACGCCGGCGGGGACCGGCAGCGGCAACGGGUCCAAACUGCCGUCAAUCCCCUCUCGGUUUAUCCGCGGCAACGGGUUUUUAUGCAGCAACAGGUCCAAACUGCCGUCAGUUCCCCUGCGGCAAGCUUCUCUGACGCAGGCAGGGAAUGGAUGCAGCAACGACGGGGGGUUCAAACUGCUCCCGUCCCUCCCCCCCCCGCGGAAGACGACUUCUUGGAAUACCCACCAAUAACGUGGGGGGACCGCUCGACGCCCGAGUCGCAGCGACUCACCAUCCAAGGGCUGCAUGCGGCCUUGGCAAUCCACCACCCGCCGCCAUGCGAACCUUCGGACGGCACCAGCCCAACCAACGCCGUGUCGACCCCACCCGGCUUCUUACGCGACACAGCUGGGGGCGUAGCAGACUGAGAUCUGUGCUUCAUUCCUGUGCUUCAUUUCCUGUCUUCAUUUCCUGUCAGGGGCUGGAUGAUUGGUUAUAUUGUAAGGCACGUGUUGUAGCUUUUGAAAGCUGCGUACAAGGUUGGAAACGGGAUCCAAGAUUGGAAACAGGAUCCAAGAUUGGAAUUUAGUCUGAUAAA
This is a messenger RNA of Gaeumannomyces tritici R3-111a-1, 1295 nucleotides long. RefSeq lists its product as hypothetical. The coding region runs from base 103 to 1125 and encodes 340 amino acids. The record is from RefSeq and is a predicted model, not a curated record. NCBI's taxonomy places the organism in Eukaryota, Fungi, Ascomycota, Sordariomycetes, Magnaporthales, Magnaporthaceae. The transcript has a single exon.